Molecule: messenger RNA, 4496 nt
Organism: Boeremia exigua
Lineage: Eukaryota; Fungi; Ascomycota; Dothideomycetes; Pleosporales; Didymellaceae
Exons: 2
Coding region: 347-4252 (1301 amino acids)
Biological process (GO): nuclear division
Cellular component (GO): nucleus; cytoplasm
Molecular function (GO): mRNA binding
Source: RefSeq, a predicted model, not a curated record
UGUGCAAUUGCUCCCAUUUCAAUGUAAGCACCCAUCCUGCUGUACCCCCGACCCUGUGCCGCCCGAUCUACCGGUGAAAGCGUAUAAUGGUUCAGCAUUGGCUGUCCACGGUAGCUGUCUGCUGGAUCCUUGGGUCGCUGCACCCUUCACUACCUUGCGGAUCCACGCCAAUACUUCUCCCCUCGAUUGAAUAUUUCAGCCUCCCUACUUGCUCCUAACAACCACCACAGACCCAAACCUCCCGACAAAUCCGCACCGACCGUCACAGUGGCUUCGCACAGCUAAGCUACUCCACCCACCGUCUACGCAUAACCUUUGGUCAACUCGAAACGGUUUCUUCUACAACAUGGCUUCCGAAGCAGCUGCCAGCUCUGCCCCCGAGGGACUUACCCCCGCGCAGCAGCUGAUGGAGCAGCAUGCCACCAACGACCACCACGUCACCGUCGAGGACGUCGUCGACGAAGAGGACGUUGCACACCCUGCCCCCUCGGCCAGCAAGGCUGACGCUCCACUGAGCGAGAAGGCUGCCGGCAAGCAGAAGGCCGAGGAGCCCGCUGCUGCUCCCAAGAAGCCUGCACUGAACACGCAGUCCGAGGAGGCCUUCCCAGCUCUCGGACCCGUCAAGCCGCGCGCCGCGGCCCCGGUCCCAACCUGGGGCAAGAAGCCCGCUGCUGUGUCUUCCGCCAAUGGCAGCAACGCCAACUCUGGCACCUCCACCCCCUCCGGCCCUGCCAUCCGCGGCCCUGCCGUCGCCAGCAUGAACCUCCCCGGCAAGCACACCGAGCGCAUCUCCUUCUCGACUGCGCAGUUGACGCCGCGCCAGCAGCUCAAGAAGCCCGUCGGCGAGAUCAUCCGCGAUAUCAACAGGCGCUCCAAGGCCAGGCUCGAGCAGAAGACCGGCCUCCACGGACAGAUCAUCUUCGAGUCCACCGGUCCUGUUGACGCCGUAAGGGAGUCUCUCAAGGAGAUUGCCAACGAGGUUGGAAGCAAGCAAUCCGUCGACGUCCCCGUCCCUGCAUCCGUCCGCGCCCACAUCAUCGGCCGUCAAGGAUCCAAGAUCCAGGAAAUCAGCAAGCGCACCGGUGCCCGCAUCCAAGUCCCCAAGGCCGAGGCCGGUGAGGAUGAGGAUACCGUUGUCAACGUCCACAUCGAGGGCAAUGCCCUGACCGCCGAGAUGGCCCGCCGCGAGAUUGACGCCAUCGUCAACGAGCGCACCUCAACUGUCAACUUGCGCCUGAAGGACAUUCCCGCCGAAUUCUACCCCUUCCUUGCGGGUCCCCAGAACAAGUACGUGGACAACCUGACACGGGGCAAGGACAUCGACAUGAAGAUUCCCGAGUACUAUAUGUGGCAGACUCAGGCACCUCCUCAGAACGCCCGCAAUCAGCCCGGAAACUUUGUGCCCCAGGCCAACUUCCCCAUUCAGAUCUCUGGAGAGCGCGUCGCUGCCCAGCAGCUGCAGGCUGAGCUUGAGCGCCGCGUCCAGCAGCUUCGACAGCAGCUGGCUGUUGAUCAGCGCUCCAUCGAGCGCGGUCGCCACCAGUUCCUUGUUGGAGACCGCGGCGGCUCCCUCCACGACUUCUUGGAGGAGACUGGCUGCAGUCUUGUUCUGCCUCCCAGCUCCGACGACAGCGAGGAAGUCUACAUUGUCGGACCUCCUGGCAAGAUUGAGCAGGGUAUCAACAAGCUUGAGGAUCUUGCUGCUGCCAUGACCAUGGCAACUGCUGAUGCUACCCGUGAGCACCGUGGCCCUGGCUCGCAGGCACAUGCCCACAACUUGACACGCUACUUGCGCCAGCGCAAGGCUCUCGCCGAGCUCGAACGCCUUCACGAGGCGAGCAUUGUCGCUCCCAAGGGCAGCGACGGCCCGACCGCCUACGAGAUCUAUGCUCGUGAUGGCAAGAACAGCAUGAAGGCUCGUGGUGACAUCAUGAGCAUCUUCGGUGCUCAUCCUCCCAGCAGAUUCUCAACUGUCAACGUUGACCCCUUCUACCACGAGUACUUGCGCGAGAAGGCUGCACCUCAGAUCCGCCAGGACACUGGUGUACACAUUGUCUUCCCCGACGAGGAGGAGGAGUCUCCCGAGCUCGUAUUCGUUUACGAGAGCCGCGACCCCUACGAGCAGUACUCUGUUCCCCGCGGCAAGCCCCAGAACGAUGAGAUCAACGCCUACAAGAAAGCUCUUCAGGAGGCCUCUGAGCUGAUCCAGCGUCUCACCAAGAACCAGCCUUCAAUUGCUUCUCGUGACCUCGAGGCCAGCCAGAAGUUCCACAGGAAGAUCCAGCAGUACGUCAAGGAGGAGCAGGAGAGCCUUGCACAUGACCAGGUGCCUGUUCAGCUCCUGUUCGGUGGACGACGACCCGAUGCUGCCAACCGCUCUGGCGACAGCUUCUCCAUUCGCGGUCCUUCAAACGCUGUUGACGACCUGAACUCUAAGAUUCUGGCCUUCAUCGAGCAGGCCGAGAAGGAUGAGCUCGAGCGUGGCCACAUUACCACCUUCGACUUCCCCCAGAAGUACGCCAGCCACCUCGUCGGAAAGGGUGGUGAGAAUAUCCAGAAGCUUCGCCAGAAGUUCGAUGUCGACGUGCAGAUCGACGAUGGCAAGGUCACACUCAAGGGGCCCCCGCACAAGGCUGAGGCUGCCAAGAAGGAUAUCCUGAGCCAGGCCAAGAAGCUUGAGGACGAGGCAACUCACAUCCUGAAGAUCAAGCCCGACUACCACCGUGAGCUCAUUGGUGCUCAGGGCAAGCAGGUCGAGCGUCUGCAGACACGCUACGGAGUUCGUGUCAACUUCCCCCGGAGGGCGAAGAACGACGACGAUGCCACAUCUCAGCAGAACUCCAAGGGUGGCCAGAAGCCUGACGAGGUCAUUGUCCGAGGACCCAAGAAGGGUGCUGAUGAGGCUCGUGAUGAGAUUCUCAGCCUUCUCCAGUACAUUGUGGACAACUCCAACACUGCCACAAUCUCGGUCGCCGUCAGCCAGAUCCCUCAGCUGAUCGGGUCUGGCGGCCGCGAGAUGGAGAACCUGCGCCUCGCUACUGGCGCUCACAUUGACGUUCCUGGUGCUCGCGAGGGUACUGAUGCCUCUGGUCGCGCUGAUAUCAAGAUCAAGGGCACCAAGCAGCAGGUCCAGGAGGCCAAGAAGAUCCUCCAGGAGCGUGUCAAGGUCUUUGACGACACCGUCACUGACACUCUCGAGGUUGAUCGCAAGCUCCACCGCAACCUCAUCGGUGGUCAGGGUGCCAACAUCCGCCAGAUCGUCACCUCGGCUGGUGGCCCCGACAACUCUCGUGACCUUGCUCGCAUGGUCCGCUUCCCCAAGCAGGAUACUGACGGUGACUCCAACACCAUCCGCAUCGAGGGUCCUAAGAGCGUUGUCGAGAAGAUUGUCGCUGCCAUCAAGGCUCAGGUUUCGUCGCUCGAGAACCAGACUACCGAGGUCCUUGAGGUCUCCCCUGACAAGCACCGUCUGUUGAUCGGCCGUGGUGGCGAGACUCGCCGCUCUCUCGAGUCGCAGUUCAGCGUCCAGCUGGACAUCCCCAAGCAGACCACACAAGGCGCUGCCCGCAGCCAGGUCAAGAUCACCGGCGAGCCCUCGGCCGUCGAGAAGGCCAAGGAGCACAUCCUGGAGCUCGUCAAGGGCCAGGAAGGCGAGACCGUCGAGGUGCCCCGCCACCUGCACCACAUCAUCUCCGACAACGGCCAGUACUUCCGCCGCCUCCGCAACAACCAGAAGAUCACCGUCGACCACGGCAACCAGCAGCCGCCGCCCAAGCCCCAGCAGUCCGAAGCCGGCAAGAGCCGCAAGGGCGCCAACGGCGCCCUCCCCCUCAUCACCGACGACGCCACCUCUGGCGCCGACGAGCACUCGUGGGAACUCGUCGACAACAACGCCGUCCCCGACGGCACCGACACCUCCGCCACCAUCCCCUGGAUCCUGCGCGGCCCCGCCGACGCGCUCCCCAAGGCGCGCGCCCAGCUCGAAGACGCCAUCAAAGCCGCCGCCAAGCCCUCGGCCACGGGCUACCUCAUCCUGCCGGACCCGCGCAGCUACCGCCUCGUCGUGGGUAGCGGCGGCAGCACCAUCAACAGCCUGCGCAAGGAGACCGGCACCAAGAUCCAGGUCCCGAGAGAUCAGGCCAAGGACGAGGCGAUUGAGAUUGUCGGGUCGCGCGAGGGGUGCGAGAAGGCCCGGCAGCUGAUCUUGGAGAUUAUUUCAAAGGGCGCGAAUGGGCGCAGGCGCGAGGAGUAAGUCGAUCGUGAUCGUGACUGAAGCCGUGGUUGAGGUUCAGCUUCAGGUUCAGGUUCAGGGCAACGCCGAGGCGCAAAGUGAGAGGGAGAGAGAAGGGGGAUAUAUAUCAUGACUUGCCACGAGGUGUCUAUUUUCUUAGCUUGGGCGGAGUGGUGUGCUUCUGCCUUCGAUUCGAGACUGGGGGCGGGGCCGUGGGCGGACAUAAAACGUGUGUUUAUGACGAAUUCAAAAGUUUGCCUGUCUC